Messenger RNA from Prunus armeniaca (apricot), 1482 nucleotides. The record is from the annotation of a GenBank genome assembly. Lineage: Eukaryota; Viridiplantae; Streptophyta; Magnoliopsida; Rosales; Rosaceae.
AUGUGGGACUUUGUGCAAGUCGCUGUGGUGGUGACACGUGUCCUGGAGAUUAGGUUCAGCAGUUUGACAGCAUCAGCAGUCGGGAGCUUCAACAGUAGUCCCCCAAGUUCGCAGUCAAGAAGUAACUUCUGGGUUGGGAACUUGCUUGGAGGAUUGGGUUGUGGCCCUUUGCUUGCUUCAGCAGACCUUGCUGUUUGGCAUUCUUUUGUGAGCCCACCCAUGAUUUAUCUCAAGGUUAGGCUUGGGCCCCUUAUGGCUAAGAGAUAUGGGUAUGGUAGUUUAGGCAUGGUCCCUGCCGUUCGGCAAGGUACCAAGGGGCUUUGGGCUAACGACUUGCAAGGGCUGGGCCCUAGAUAUGUUUCGGCAGGGGGUUGUAAUUGGUGCUGGCAAGAGGUGACCAAGGACCUGCGCAGUAAGAUCUACGAGCACUCCCGCAGCUGUUUCACUGCCCUUGCCAUUCGGCAAGGAGGCCUAGCUUGGGUGGCCUGGUGUCGGGUCUGUUUGAGCUUCGGCAAGAUCCCUCUAGGGAGAAGGUUGGGUUCGGCAAGGGGAGUUGGAUCGGAUUCGACGAGUGUUGAGUGGGUUUGGAGGAAGCCACACGACCUCCGUACGGGACUUGGACCUCCCUAUUGGCUAGGGUCUGGCUAUACCUUCCCUAAGAAUAGCUGGGUUGCUUUGGAGCCUUGCCUUGUUGAGGCAAGUGUUUUGCGAAGCCAUUUCUCCUCUAAACAACCCUUUCUGUUCGGCAAGGGUGGGCUGGAAAGUGCCUUGCUAGGAGCUGGGCCCUCUAUUGAGAAGGAUUUCGGCAAGGAGAAUUGGAGCUGGGCUCGAGACAGCUGUCGUUCGGCAGGCACAGGAGUUUCGUGUCUUUGGCAAGGUCUUGGUUCGGCAAAAUUCAGUUUUGGAGCUUCGGUGAAUGGGUUCUUCAGCAAGUGGGUGUCGGCAAGGUGGCUGAGCCAUGGAUCACCUAGAGCUGGGACUUGUAACUGGGCUUUACAAUUCAGCCACUUGGGAGGAUUUGGAGGAGCUGGGUCUUUGGCAGAUUGGGACCGUGGGUUCGGGCCUGCACCUGGGCCGAGUUUAAAUAGGUUUCUGCCCAGGCACCGUACAUGGGAAGGUGGAAGGGUUCUAGGGUUUUCUCGUGAAUCGAGGCGUUUGCACCCUUGGGAAAGUGAGAAGGAGAAAAGAGAUUUCCAGCGAGAUUUUGAUGGUGGUGCUUGUGGCCAAAGUGAUUUCCGGCGUCAUUCCGUGGUGGUGCAAACAAACUGUUGGUCCGUCGCAAAUCUCGCAGCCUGGUGCUCCGGGCCGAGGGGAUGUGCGUCAACACGUGAUGUCCUCCUUUUGGAUGCGGUGCGGUUGUGCGCGGGCGUGCCAGCACGGUCUACCGUGCGUCGAGGUGAUGAUGAGGUUCGGGUAGAAGAUGGUUUAAAUGUUGCGCCUGUUUUGCAUUCGACUCCUAAUCAAGCGAUUGUGACCGAGUGA